ACGACCCAUCAAAACGACGGCCGCCAUCGUCAAGGGUUUCCUUCCCUUUGUCAUCGUCUUCAACCUCCAGCGAUGUUAAGACCAGAAACCCUAGAUCUCACUCGAAUCAUCUUCUCGUGUAUUUGAAUCGAUCUAGCGACUGAUUGAGGAUGUUUGUUUUGUCAAUCUGCGGACUUUCGAGCGCAGAAAUGGCUGGGCCGCAACAAGCAUGGGAGGGACCACGUCAACUUCAUCCGGUGCCCCAACUGCGGCAAAUGCUGCCCUAAGGACAAUGCCAUUAAGAGGUUUCUUGUCAGGAAUAUUGUUGAGCAAGCCGCUGUAAGGGAUGUCUAGGAGGCUUGUGUCUAUGAUGGAUACGCUCUGCCCAAGCUUUAUGCCAAGGUGCAGUACUGUGUCUCUUGUGCAAUCCACUCUCAUGUUGUUAGGGUUUGAUCUCGUGAGAAAAGGAGAAACCGCGAGCCUCCUCAGCACUUCAGACGGAAGGAUGAUGCGCCUAAACUGCAGCGCGUGCUUGCUGCAGCUUUUUGCCCUUGAGACAACUCCUGCUGCUCUCAGGUUCUCUAUUGCUUUCCGUUGCCUUAUUCAGAGAGUACUUUUGUCGAAGUACAUCAGAGCAUCACCCAAACUGAGAAUGUUUCUGUUUGCUGUAGCUUUUGUUGAGCCGCCUUCUUUCUCUAUUUUGUACCAACAAAAGCCGAGAGUUUUGUACCGGCGGGAAAAUUAUUCUAGUUUUUUAAUGGAUAUUGGUGCAAGUUCAUUAUGAGAUCUUUGUGCUGCAUUUCAACGUUU
Molecule: messenger RNA, 789 nt
Organism: Asparagus officinalis (garden asparagus)
Lineage: Eukaryota; Viridiplantae; Streptophyta; Magnoliopsida; Asparagales; Asparagaceae
Exons: 4
Coding region: 326-763 (145 amino acids)
Source: RefSeq, a predicted model, not a curated record